AUGGUGACCCUUUAUCACUGGGAUUUACCACAGAAGUUGCAAGAUCUGGGAGGAUGGGCAAAUCCCCAUAUAGUUGAUUGGUUUACCGAUUAUGCAAGAGUAGUUUUUGAGCUAUUUGGAGACAGGGUUAAGUAUUGGAUAACUAUCAAUGAACCUCGAGAGGUUUGUUAUCAAGGAUACGGAGGACAGUCUCUAGCGCCUCUUUACAAUAUUUCGGGAUAUGGUGAUUACAUGUGUGCUAAAAAUCUGCUAGUAGCACAUGCUAACGUCUACCAUUUGUAUAAUAAUGAAUUUCGUAAAGCCCAGGGUGGUCAGAUCGGUAUAACAAUAAGCGCACAAUGGUACGAACCUGAAUCAGAGAAAGACAUGGAGGCUGCUGAAGAUAGCAGACAGUUUGAGCGUGUACCCUGGGGAUUCUAUAAUUUACUUACAAAAAUACGAGAGGAUUAUAACAAUCCGCCAGUUUUCAUCACUGAGAAUGGAUUCUCAACCAGAGGUGGUCUAAUCGACGACGACCGAGUUAAGUAUUACAGAACAUACAUUGAUGCCAUGCUCGAUGCUAUUGAAGAUGGAUCAGAUAUAAGAGUUUAUGCAGCGUGGAGUUUGAUGGACAAUUUCGAAUGGAUGAAGGGAUACAGUGAACGUUUCGGUCUGUACGAGGUGGACUACGAGAGUCCUGAACGCACCCGCACUCCUCGCAAGUCUGCUUACGUGUACAAGGAGAUGCUGAGGACACGAACACUGGACUAUCAUUAUGAACCAGAUAUGAGCUCGGGAAUGAAUAUCGAUGAUAACUGA
Danaus chrysippus (African queen) is the source of this 798-nucleotide messenger RNA. Lineage: Eukaryota; Metazoa; Arthropoda; Insecta; Lepidoptera; Nymphalidae. The record is from the annotation of a GenBank genome assembly.